UGAGUAGAUAUAUUUCUGAGAGUCACGCGGUCACACUGCACGCACCCGCGAUGCCGAAGAAAUAUACCGUGAGAAAUUUCUUCACCAGGCUGCGGCGGCUCCCAGCCAUAAAAGUAUAAAUAAUGCAACGGUCGCGCGCCAGCAGCACCAGCAGCGGGCGCCUGCAGGCGUCGCAACAGGUCCAGCCACUGGAUGCACCCAAAAUAAUUGUGAUACAUCCGGGGUCGCAGCAUUUGCGAAUUGGCCGGGCCUGUGACCUCAAUCCGCUGACUCUGCUCCAUGCGGUCGCCUACAAGCGCAAGCACCAGGAGGGCGACUGGCCCUACCACGACCCGAUGCUCCCAUCGCUGGACAACAUAAAUCCCGCCCAGCUGCAGGUCGAGUUCGAGGAGCAGCGGCUAAUCGCGUCGCGCAUACUUCAGAACUGUGUGAUCGACGACAAGCAGCGGCUGCGCGUGGCCACGCCGCCCCAGCAGCUGGCCCACUUCAAUCGGAAGAGCGUGGCCGAGAAGAUACCGCCGCCUGGGAAUCUCAGCGAGGAGCGGAACAGGCAGUGGCUGGACCGUGGCGCAUCGGUGCUGUUCGAUGAGCAGAUCCUGAGGCUAAGCACCUUCGAUGCCCGCGACUACGACAUCCACUUCCCCAUCCAGCGGGGAGAACUGAAUGUCCACAGGCAGAAAGGUGGCUCCCUGCAGUGUACGUUGCAGCACAUGGAGCGCAUUUGGUCGUACGCGCUGGAGGCACGCCUGAAGAUCCAUCUGCGUGAUCUUCGCAGCCACUCGGCCGUUCUGGUGGUCAACGAUGUGUACGUGCGGCGGCACUUGCGUGAGUUUAUGAGCCUGCUGCUGCAGCGUCUCGGCUUCCAGCGCUGCUUCCUGGUGCAGGACAGUGUCGCCUCCACCUAUGGGGCGGGCAUUGGCUUCGGCUGUGUGGUGGACAUUGGCGCCCAAAAGACAUCGAUUGCCUGCAUCGAGGAUGGCAUUUCCCAGCUGCCCUCCCGCGUCCGGCUGCAGUAUGGCGGCGGCGACAUCAACCAGGUGCUGCUCAUGCUGCUGCGCAAGUGCGGCUUCCCCUAUCGCGAGUGCAGCGUGCAGGACAGCUAUGUGGAUGCCCGGCUAAUGGACAAGCUGAAGGAGCGCUUCUGUCACCUCAAUGCCAAGGUGUGCGGUGCCCAGGAGAAGCAGUUCCACCUGCGGAAACAGAAUGGCCAGUGGCUGCGCUACACCCUGCAGGUGGGCGACGAGGCCAUAAUGGCCCCGCUCGCCUUCUUCCACACCGAACUGCUCAACAUCACGGGCAAGGCGAGGAAGGCCCUCACCCAGCAGCCGCCCCAGGAGCAGUACGACUGCGAGGACUGCUUCGAUGCCGAGUACCUGCGCGAGACGGGCCGGAAGAACGGAGCGCGUGGAGCGGAUGCCAUCGUUGCACCCCAUCUCAACCAGGCACGCCCCCUGCCACCGAUCACAGCCGAUGACGAGGAGUUGAAUGUGGUCGAUCAGGAUGAUCAGCCGAUGUCGAACGGCAUGGCCAUGGGGGGCACAGCAGCAGCACCAGCACCACCCUUUCCAAUGUAGCUCUUUGCCUCAGCGUUCCGCAGCGUCUAGUCAAGCAGCACACACGCACGACUCGCCGACACCACACCAUACUAGGGAUCCAAAACCAAAACAGAGACCAAUACUAGGGGGGGUAGAGCACAGGAGGCACGCUCUUGCCCAUUCAUUCCCCAUAAGCAUACCACACACACUGCACCGCAAACACACACACACACACACCAUAGGGAAUUAUUUGGCUUUUUGCAACAUCCGGACGAAAGGCUGGACAUCCGGAUGUCGUCCACACAGACACCUGUACACCUAACUGUACGUUUCCAUUAUGCAGUGUUUUAAAAUGUAAAAGUUAUUGCAAUUUUAGAUAUAUACGAGAUAUAUAUAUUAUAUACUUAGCCUGUAUGCAUCUGUCUGUGUACAUAUAUGUAUGUAUGUAUGUAUGUGUGUGUCCCUAAGGAUUAACAUUAGUAUGUAUACCAUUUUUUUUGUUCUGUCUGUUUCUGUUCGUUUGAUGGCACCACUGGAACCUGGAAACUUGGAUACGCAAUACGAGAUUUACCAAAAA
This is a messenger RNA of Drosophila subobscura, 2112 nucleotides long. RefSeq names its product actin-related protein 8 (gene Arp8). The transcript is spliced from 4 exons. Gene Ontology annotation, biological process: double-strand break repair; regulation of DNA-templated transcription. The coding region runs from base 123 to 1574 and encodes 483 amino acids. Gene Ontology annotation, cellular component: Ino80 complex. The record is from RefSeq and is a predicted model, not a curated record. NCBI's taxonomy places the organism in Eukaryota, Metazoa, Arthropoda, Insecta, Diptera, Drosophilidae.